CCUCUCAAAACUUUUUAAAAAUACAGGAAGAAAGGAGAUUGAGCGAUAGUUAUUUACAUUAUUUGCAUCCUCUCCAAUAACAUUGGCUAUUAUAAGUUGAUCUGGGAAGAUUUAGUGUUUAACUGAAGACGAAAAGAUUUUAAAGAGAGUGUUUUUGACAAAGUCAUAAGAAUUUAUAACGAUAUUUUCUUUGAUAUCGUCGAAACGAUGUUUCCGUUGAUAUGGUCGAAUCCUAUUGCUUUAUUUAGUUUAAUCAUUUAAAAAAAAAGCAUCAGUGUUUACACUCCUAAAAAGGAAAAGCGCCAGAUGACCAGCGAUUUCUCUUGAAAAUUAAAAAUGUGUUUCGAAUUAUUGAUGUUAUUUUCAUGUAGAUUUCAGCAUGGGAUUUGAAUUGAAUGCCUUUCCUGUUGUUAAGUAUUGAAUAUUAAACGAUGUGGCUGUUGGUCAUUUUGUUUCUGAUAUCUAAUUGUGAUUCCAAAGAAACAAACAGACAAGGUAGUGUGAAUCAGAAGAACAAUUCUAGUUUAAGUUACAAAGAUAUUAAACAUGUGUUCAAUAAUGAUUCUUAUAAUAGAAAUAAGACUUCAAAUAAUGAAGACGAGCUUCACAAAAUGUCACCUACAAACAAGCUGAAAUCAAAUAUUUUAGUCUAUAGUCCUCCGCGAUGGAUCGUUGCUGCAGUAGCAACUCCUCUUGUCAUAAUUUUUGCUAUAAAUUUAGCCAUCAUCUCGUUUAAAUUAAAAAACAACGAUCCGACUGACAUUGAAAGUGUGAAAGGAGUAGGGUCGCAAAACGUUGAACUCAAUACUUCAAACUCUUUAGAAAGUAAAUCAAAGAUCAGCACAGAUCAUCAUCACAAAAAAAAAAACAAAGCUAGUGAAGACAUAUACAACUCAAUGAUGGAGCAAUUUAAAGCCGGAAAAACAAGAGCAAUGUCAUACACUGGUGGGAAAAGAAGCUCGGAGAUUAAGCUGGAGGGUAUUUCUGUAGUUUCUCCAAAAGAUAUAGCAAGAAAGCAUCUUUUGCUGGGACGCUUGAAUGAAACUUUAGACAACGAUGAUGGCGACAUUGCUAUUAAUAAAUUAAUUGAAACGAGCACUAAUGCGUUUGUUGGGAAAGUUAUGUUCAGGCAUUUAGUCUCAGAAGAUUCUGUUGACAAAGAUGCAUCGCGUCAUAUCAAAGCUAUGAUUGAACGUUCGAAAGAAGAUUUAUCAUCUUGCAUCAACCUGUUGCCAGAUGAUGUAAAAAAUCUACUACCAGAAGACUUGGAAGACGCAUUUACGAACUUUGCGAGCUGGCAGGAGUCUCUUCUAUGAAUUGAAAUUUGGGUUUUAGUAAAGAAUACAAUAUUUAUAUUCAUUCACUAACGACCAUCAUAUUUAGUGAAUAUAAAAACAGACGUCCUUGACAACUAUCGAAAGAAACAAUUUAAAGCAUGUAAUGAAAACUUUAUUCAGCAUUAACUUCAGAACAAUUAUGUCAAAAAGUGGAAUAUAGUCUAGUCAAUAGAAGGAUGGUUAGCAUUAUUUUAAAAAUAAAGAAAAUAUCAAAUGAAAUAAAUAAAAUAGUUGGCUUUGUUUUUAAAAUUUGAUAAAUGUUGUGUAAAUAAAUUGUAAAUGAAAAACUGUAAAUAAAAAAUGCUUUCUCAAUUUAUGCAUAUUUAUUUUAAUAUUAUUUGUUUAAAUUUAUUUUAUUAUUCACGUAUAUUUAGCUAAAUAUUCACGCAUGUUAAACUAAAUAUCCAGGCAUAAAUAUUUAAUUUUUGUAUUUAGAUUUAAUAUUUAAUAAAUACUGCAACUAAAA
Hydra vulgaris (swiftwater hydra) is the source of this 1803-nucleotide messenger RNA. RefSeq lists its product as uncharacterized. The record is from RefSeq and is a predicted model, not a curated record. Lineage: Eukaryota; Metazoa; Cnidaria; Hydrozoa; Anthoathecata; Hydridae.